CCGAUUAAUCACGUUGAUCAAGGGCCGAACAUCAAGCCUUGCUCAGGCAUUUGUAAGCGGGGAGGUGACAUACCAAGACUGCUUGCUGGCAGCUUCAUCUCUCAUACUGUAAAUGCUGCUCGGUCAACUUUGGCCUCUAUGGAGCGCACCUACUUUAAUUGCUUAUAGUGCUCGCUUGUCAAAGAUUAAGAUCCAAUUGAAAAUCAAGAGUCCUAUAGUAUUCUAGUUCAAAAGAAGAUUUUUGGAUUUUGAUGGAUGAAACUCGAUGAUUUUACACCACUCCUCACGUGGAAUGUUUUUUCGUGGUAUUUGAAAAAUUUUCGAAUUUUACAUAAAAAUAGCUUGAUCAAGUCGACGCUAGUAAUAAAAGGAUUGAAGACGACUGAAUGCAAAAGGUUUCUGCUGACUAACUCAUUUUUUGACCAUCAAAAACAAGCGUCUCUGUGAUGGAUCGUUGGUACUGGACCGAUUCCUCUAUGAUGCCGGGCGAGGUGGCAAAGUACUCUUGUGCUUGUAAGCGUCUGUAUGACGGCGACGAUCGAACGUCUUAUGAAGAUGGUCAUUUGAGUAUCACGAAUGUUCGAUUAAUGUGGAAACAUCCAUCUCAAUCUAAGUCCCUUGGCCUAUCGCUGGCCUUGGUGGUCUUAGUGGAAGAAGAAACAGGCGGAUUCUUGUCCAGUGCAAAGUUGGUGAUACACCUGAGUCCUAGGCCUCCAGAACAACCCGAUGGACCUGUGGGGAAAAGUUCCAACGCUCAUAUCAAGUUGGCUAUCAGGCAGUCGGACCUACAGACAAGCCUUUCACAAUUACAGGCCGUGCUCUCUGACCGAGCUUGGGUAUCGAGCAGUUUCCGCAAUCUUUCUUUAAACCACCCUACUCGUGGCAAUGCACCCAAAGCCCCUCGUGCGGGCAUCCUGGGCAUUGAGAGAGCCUUGGAAGCCAAGCAGCAGGCUGCUAAUGAGAGCAUAUCCAGUGCAUUCGAGGAUCUGAAACAGCUGAUGGUUCAAGCAAAAGAUAUGGUUGCUUUGUCCCACAACAUCGCAGCUCGUAUCAAAGAACAAGGCCAUGAUUCGUCGUCCGAUGAAACAACACAAUUUCGUUCGUGUCUCCUUAGCCUUGGUAUCGACGAUCCUGUCACGCGUGACGCCGUGGGAUCUACCAACGAAUACCACAAAAAACUGGCCAAUGAGAUCUCGUCGGCUCUGACAAUCCCUGUUCAAGAAGCAGGUGGUGUGAUGUUGCUUUCAGAAGUAUAUUGUCGCAUCAACCGAGCUCGAGGCAUGCAACUGCUGUCGCCUGAAGACGUCGCGAACGCUUGCUCGCUGAUGAAAAACUCCAAGUAUCCCCUAAACUUGCAUGCAUUCGAGUCUGGGGUGCAAGUGUUGCAAUUGUCUUCGCUGAGUACUGCAAAGCUGGUUAAAGAGACUCGGGAUCUGUUGGAGAACGAGUGCGGUGGACGUGAUGGGUUUGGAGAGGGUCGCUGGAGGGGGGUGUCUGCAGGAGAAGUGGCCAGACUAGCGGGAUUACCGCUGAUGUUGGCGAAAGAACGCCUGCUUCUCUGCGAACGCGAAGGCGCCGUGCUAAGAGAUGAAUCUAAUCAAGGCCUUAAUUUCUAUCCUAACUAUUUUGAUGCUCUUGAAGCCUAGUCUUCUUAAUUGAAUUUACUGUAAUUCUAUUUCAACAAUUUUUUUACCGACCUUGUUGAUGCUCCUGAGGUCUAGUCUACCGCUAAGUAUGAUUGUUUUGAGGAUUAAUGAGUAUAACUUUACAAUGGAUUUACCUGGUGUAUUGGUAUUUACCUAGAUUUUUUCCGAGUACAAGUUAAAAUUGCAUAAAAGCUUAUUAUGUUUCACUUCAAUCGCUGAUUAUCAAGCUAUAAAGCUAGUUUAAUUCGUGCCUACAUUACGCAAUCACAUUUUGGUAAAAGAAUUUGGCAUGUAUUGCAAGUUUUUUUCCAUUGUAGUGGUUUUUUACCUAGCUUACUGAUUCAAAUUAAAAUAAUUGUAGAAACGUAAUUAAAUGGUCGAUUUUUGUGGAGAAUUUGCAAUAAGUUUCCAGCCACAAAAUGAACUAAAAUUUUUCCUACUUUGUCCCAGAAUGCGUCUCAACUGUUACGUGUUGCAAAUUUUCUGAACGUAUCGAUAUUGCAUGCCAACAUGUAAGAAAUUAGGUUAUUGACUUAUUGCUUAGUUUAAGCUGAUAUUAUUCGACUUGAAAAUUCUGGGUUCGCAUUUUUUCACUUUCAUUUUUCACAUAUCGGUUUCGGUAGCAAGAAAGAUGCUUGGGUAUCUUAUUUCUCGUGAACCGUUCUAGAUUCCAUGUCGGCGAAUGACGCUGGUGUUUCCUAUGUUAUUACUAAUGUUUAGAAACACUGCCUCACAUAUUACGUUUAGAAAUAUGAUAGGUAUUUUUGAUUCAAAGUAAAUUUUAACGGUCCUGAAAAGUUUGAUGCUCCCAUUAGCUGCAAUGUCUCUGUUUCUAUAAAUGCUCGUUUUCAUUAUAUUUCAAGAGAAACGCGAAAUAACCUCCAAAAUAUUCGACGUGGUACCUACUAUUUCAAUGUCCACAAACAAUUCUUUUAUAUUGGCCAAUUAUGCGUAUUGUACUGAUUGUUACUAAAUUUUUCACAGCUUUCGAAAAUUUAUUAUAAACUUUAAAUGUUCUCAAUCUAUUGUCAUUUUAAAUGAGCAAGUUUGAUAGACGAAUUACUUCUACACUUCUAAGCUCAUUAUUGAAACUUUGGCUAGAGGUAAUUUUUUCGUUUAUAAUUGAUUGUUACACAUAAAUUUUACAAAAUUAGAUUUUGUUUUAUCCCCUGAAUCUUUUUUCGUUGAAGCAUAUUCCGUCUUGGAACUAAAAAUUUUCUGUAUUUUUUUGUAAAAAUAUUGACAGGUGUCGACAAUUUGUUAUGAAGUUUUCGCG
Messenger RNA from Hyalella azteca, 2922 nucleotides. Its product is annotated as ubiquitin-related modifier 1 homolog. The transcript is spliced from 2 exons. Gene Ontology annotation, biological process: tRNA thio-modification; protein urmylation; protein transport to vacuole involved in ubiquitin-dependent protein catabolic process via the multivesicular body sorting pathway. Bases 447 to 1646 code for a protein of 399 amino acids. Gene Ontology annotation, cellular component: late endosome membrane; nucleus; BORC complex. Gene Ontology annotation, molecular function: protein tag activity; ubiquitin binding; phosphatidylinositol-3-phosphate binding. NCBI's taxonomy places the organism in Eukaryota, Metazoa, Arthropoda, Malacostraca, Amphipoda, Hyalellidae. The record is from RefSeq and is a predicted model, not a curated record.